AUGAAAAACAUCGCCAGCACCUCAGCUACGAUAUAUCAGCGAUGCUGGCUAGUAUUCAAGAAAGCUUCAAGCAAAGGUCCAAAAAGACUGGAGAAAUUUUCUGACGAACGUGCUGCAUAUUUUAGGUGUUAUCAUAAGGUUACAGAGCUCAACAAUGUGAAGAACGUAGCUCGGUUGCCAAAGAGCACCAAGAAACACGCCAUCGGGAUUUAUUUCAAUGAUGAUACCUCCAAGACCUUUGCUUGUGAAUCAGAUCUUGAGGCGGAUGAAUGGUGCAAAGUGCUCCAGAUGGAGUGUGUGGGCACGCGGAUCAAUGACAUCAGCCUCGGAGAGCCUGACUUACUGGCUACUGGGGUUGAGAGAGAACAGAGUGAGAGAUUCAAUGUGUAUUUGAUGCCAUCCCCUAACUUAGAUGUACAUGGCGAAUGUGCCUUGCAGAUUACAUAUGAGCACAUCUGUCUUUGGGACGUCCAGAAUCCCAGAGUCAAACUCAUCUCUUGGCCGCUAAGUGCCCUGCGGCGGUACGGGCGAGAUGCUGCUUGGUUCACUUUUGAGGCAGGGAGGAUGUGUGAAACUGGGGAAGGGCUGUUUAUCUUUCAAACACGAGAUGGAGAGGCCAUCUACCAGAAGGUCCACUCUGCUGCCUUGGCGAUAGCUGAGCAGCACGAGCGCUUGCUCCAGAGCGUGAAAAAUUCAAUGCUGCAGAUGAAGAUGAGCGAGCGGGCCGCCUCCCUGAGCACCAUGGUGCCCCUGCCCCGCAGCGCCUACUGGCAGCACAUCACGCGGCAGCGCAGCGCCGGGCAGCUCUGCCGCCUGCAAGAUGUCUCCAGCCCUCUGAAGCUUCAUCGGACAGAGACUUUCCCUGCCUACCGAUCCGAACACUGACAGGAGCUGCCUAGAACCUUCCUGUGACACUUGUGAAGUGUUGGCCGCUGCGGAGCCACCAGGAUGACAAUG
Canis lupus familiaris (dog) is the source of this 957-nucleotide messenger RNA. RefSeq names its product docking protein 5 (gene DOK5). The record is from RefSeq and is a predicted model, not a curated record. Gene Ontology annotation, biological process: cell surface receptor protein tyrosine kinase signaling pathway; positive regulation of MAPK cascade. The coding region runs from base 1 to 885 and encodes 294 amino acids. Gene Ontology annotation, cellular component: cytoplasm. The transcript is spliced from 8 exons. Lineage: Eukaryota; Metazoa; Chordata; Mammalia; Carnivora; Canidae.